AACCUUAAAGUUAAUCAUCAUCUGGGUUCCCCCUAUGGCUUCAUGGCUUCUUCAGUCUGCAUUUACACAUAUCUUGUGGUACCCAAAGGGCACUAAAAUGCAGAGCGGUAAGAUGAUGGGGCACCCAGAUGGGGUUGGGAAGAGCCCAAAGUGCCUAAAGGAUGGCGAUGAUGUAGUGGAGAAGUGUAUUUCAGGGUUCCAGAUGCCUCUUCAUUACCCUAGGUACACUAAGGCAGACUAUGGGAAGAUGGAGGAGUGGAAGGUGGACAUGCUUCUAAGGGAGUAUGGGCUGACUUUUAAGGGUACCCUCGAGGAGAAAAGGGCAUAUGCAAUGGGGGCAUUCUUAUGGCCUGAUCAAGUUUGAUCAUCAAACCAUUCCUCUUCUUCGAAAUAUAUCAUGGCCAUGCAUAUAUUUUCGGGUUCAAAAUGGGGAGGCUUGUGUAAAUUAGAUGUUAAAUGUAUUGUAUGAUGUUCCAUGUCCAUGUUUGGUGUAUUUGGUCGAUUGGCAUCUAAGAAGAAGCAGGAUUACACAUAAAUGGUAAUGUUUCAUGUAUUUUAUGUGGGUUCUUUUAGAUCA
Messenger RNA from Vitis riparia (riverbank grape), 577 nucleotides. RefSeq lists its product as uncharacterized. The record is from RefSeq and is a predicted model, not a curated record. The transcript has a single exon. Lineage: Eukaryota; Viridiplantae; Streptophyta; Magnoliopsida; Vitales; Vitaceae. The coding region runs from base 35 to 364 and encodes 109 amino acids.